UAAAAAGAAAAAAAAAACUUAUUAUUUUUAUAUAAUUUUAUCCUAGAUAGAAAUAAAUUUUAAAAAUUUUAAAAUAUAUUAUGGAAAAUUUAUUAGAAAAUGAUUUUUUAAAUACUUGUAUCUAAUUAGUUCAUAACAUAUUAUUGUAUUUGAUCCACCAAAUCUUAAUUCUAAAAAUUAAAAAUUAAUGUAUAGAGGUAUUUUAGUAACUAUAUCACUCAUAGGACUUAUUAGAAUAUAAAAAAAUAAUUUAAAUUAAGUGAAACAUAAGUAAGACUUAUUGAAAUAUAAAAAAAUAAUUUAAACUAAAUGAAACGUGAAUAGGUGAAGGAGAUUUACAAAUAAAUAUCAUUUUUUUGGUUAUCAAACUAGGUCUUUUUUUUUUUUUUUUUCAAACACAAACCAAACAUGGUCUCCAGCCUCCAGGGAGGACUCGAAUCCCAGAAGUAGUGCUCUUAAAUCCAACCAAUGCUCGAUGUGGUUUUCAGUAACUGGCGGUGGUUUACGAAUUCUGCGCUACUGCCUUCUUUCUCUUCCACCUGUCCGCUUUCGUGCUCUAGCUAUCAUGGACAGCACCAUCAGCAACAGGACCUCUUCUUUCUCCGCUUUCGCUCAUUCCGGCAGAAGUGGGGGUAGAGGAAGGGGCUUCGAGUUGAAAGACAAUCGUGAGAGGUCAGGAGGCCGUGGCGGUGGAAGCAGCGGUGGUGGUUCUGGCAAGGACAAAAUUGACGCUCUUGGAAGGCUCAUGACACGGAUUUUGCGACAUAUGGCUUCUGAGUUGAACUUGAAUAUGAGAAGUGAUGGGUAUGUCAGGGUUCAAGAUCUUCUGAAGCUGAAUUUGAAAACUUUUGCUAACAUUCCACUAAGAGCUCACACAGUUGAUGAUAUUAGGGAGGCUGUCAGAAGGGACAAUAAACAGCGGUUUAGCCUUCUGGAAGACAAUGGGGAGCUUUUAAUACGUGCAAACCAAGGGCACUCAAUAGUGACUGUUGAAACUGAAAGCUUAUUAAAACCAAUCCUUUCAGCUGAAGAAGUUCCAGUGUGUGUCCAUGGGACCUAUAAGAAGUUUUUGGAAUCAAUAUUGGAGCAAGGUAUCAAGCGAAUGAAAAGACUGCACGUUCACUUCUCUUGUGGCUUGCCAAUGGAUGGUGAAGUAAUUAGUGGUAUGAGACGGGAUGUCAACGUUUUGAUAUUUCUUGACGUGAAAAAAGCUUUGGAAGAGGGAAUGAAGCUUUAUAUUUCAGACAACGAGGUGGUCUUGACUGAAGGUUUUGAUGGUGUUGUACCAGUGAAGUACUUUGCAAAGAUAGAAUCAUGGCCAGAUAGACAAGCCAUACCCUUUUAGACUUGGAUCAUAUCUGGACUAUUUGUUUCUCCUUUUUUGUUUUUAUGUUUAAAUAUU
Molecule: messenger RNA, 1402 nt
Organism: Camellia sinensis
Lineage: Eukaryota; Viridiplantae; Streptophyta; Magnoliopsida; Ericales; Theaceae
Product: RNA 2'-phosphotransferase, Tpt1 / KptA family
Biological process (GO): tRNA splicing, via endonucleolytic cleavage and ligation
Molecular function (GO): tRNA 2'-phosphotransferase activity
Source: RefSeq, a predicted model, not a curated record